Messenger RNA from Salvelinus namaycush (lake trout), 1293 nucleotides. RefSeq names its product C2 calcium-dependent domain-containing protein 4C-like. The transcript has 2 exons. The coding region runs from base 1 to 1293 and encodes 430 amino acids. The record is from RefSeq and is a predicted model, not a curated record. Lineage: Eukaryota; Metazoa; Chordata; Actinopteri; Salmoniformes; Salmonidae.
AUGUGGCUCCUGGAGAAGUUCCGUGGCUCUCACAAUGGUCACUCUGCGUCGGCAGGGGACAAGCAGCAGACCCAGACUGGCCCCGUCUCCGUCUAUAACAACAUCAUCACCCCUGAUAAGAUCCCUGACUUCUUCAUCCCCCCCAAGCUCAUCUGCUGCCCUUCAGAGGCAGAGUGCCUAACUCCGGAGACCCAGCCCCGCUCUACUCUGUGCCCCUCCGCCUCGGAGCACACCAUCUGCAGCCAAACCCAGGGCAACUGCACCCGGAACCCCCGCAGCCCACGUCUGCUCUCCCGGCUGGCUGGGGACACCCGCAGCCUCUUGAGGGCCGCUAACCGCCACGUCAUCCAGAUAGAGAGCGCCGACGACCCGGGGAGCGGGGUAGGGGAGGGGGGAGACCCUAACACCAAUGCAGACCCCCAGUCCCAGACAGCCAUGUCCCUGCCUUACGUCCCCAAAGCCCAGACCUCGUACGGCUUCUCCACGCUGGUGGAGAGCCCCCACACCCGCCGCAAGGAGUCCCUGUUCCACAGCAACCCCAACAGCCCCCACACCUCCCCGGGCUCCCAGAGACGCACCCAGGGGGGGAACCACCUGACCCCCUCCGACCCCAACCCCUACCGCUAUUUCAGCGGGGGUGAGAGCGACACGUGCUCCUCAGCCGAGUCCUCCCCCUUUACCUCCCCUCUCCUCACCCGCUCCGCCUCCCUCCUCCGAUCCAUCACCCAGGAGACGCAGGCCAAGGUGUCUCGUGCCAAGCGUACCCUGGCACGCCACAGCUCCCUGUCCACAGACGAGUGCAGCUCAGCCGACAACAGCCCCAACCUGACGCGCCGCCGCCUGCGCUGCCCUCCCUCCCCCGCCUUCCGCGGACGCAAGGGGACCGGCUCCGGGGGGGCAAGUUCAGACCUCCAGCGCGAGCACUCGGUCAACCUCCACAAGGGCGGCACGCUGAGGAUCAGCAUGCACUACGACGCCGAAACGGCCCGACUGAGGGUCCGAGUGCUCGCCGCCGAGGACCUGUAUGACAAACAGACGGACGUGAAGAGCAUCAACUGCUGCGUGUCUCUGUACCUGAACCCGGGCAAGCAGCAAAAGCAGAGGAGCACUAUCAUCAAAAACAGCAGGAACCCCGUGUUCAACGAGGACUUCUUCUUUGACGCCGUGCCCGCCACCCAGGUUAAGAGCCUGGCCAUGAAGAUGAAGGUGGUGAACAAGGGUACCAGUCUGAAGAGAGACCUGCUGCUGGGGGAGAGGGAGGUGCUGCUCAGCGAGCUGCUGCCAGGCUUCUAG